Messenger RNA from Malassezia japonica, 978 nucleotides. RefSeq names its product ERMES complex subunit mmm1 (gene MMM1). The record is from RefSeq and is a predicted model, not a curated record. NCBI's taxonomy places the organism in Eukaryota, Fungi, Basidiomycota, Malasseziomycetes, Malasseziales, Malasseziaceae. Gene Ontology annotation, molecular function: lipid binding. Gene Ontology annotation, cellular component: ERMES complex; endoplasmic reticulum. Gene Ontology annotation, biological process: mitochondrion organization; phospholipid transport. The coding region runs from base 1 to 978 and encodes 325 amino acids. The transcript has 2 exons.
AUGACUGUUGCGCAGGCCCCCGGGCAGCUGACCUUUGCGCAGGGAUUCGUCGUGGGCCAACUGGUCCUGCUGGUCGCCCUCGUCUUUCUGUUCCGCUACUUUUUCGUGGCUGAUGUGCCUGCGUCACUCGCGCAGCAGCGUGCGGACCUGCUGGCCCGCACGCGCUCGCUGCAAAGCUCGCUGGAUGCCCGCUCGAAGCGCAAGGACGUGAGUCGUGUGCCGUACGAGCAGGCGUUCGAGGCGCGCAUGGCGGAUAUUCUGCAGCGGACGCAGUACGAUCUUGCGGCGCACCGCCCCGAGUCGCUCGACUGGCUGAACUUGAUUGUGGCUCAGGCCAUGUUUGGCUACCGGGAGAGUGUUCUGUAUGCGUCGCGCGGCGUGCCUGACCGCGACACGGACCUGCCUCUUCCGUCGCUGGAGACGAGCGAGAAGGCGGCCGCCAAGCGCUUUGUCGAGCGCCUGCUCAACGGCGCGGCCGCCGGGCGCACGAUGAAUGUGCUGGACACGAUCACCGUCACCGACAUCGACUUUGGGUGUGCAUACCCCGCCUUUACCAAUGCGCGUUUCCGGCCGUCGGAGCGCGCGCACGGCCUGCGUCUCGAGGUGGACUUUAACUAUGUCGACACCAUCAGCCUCGGGCUGGAUACCAAGCUCCUGCUCAACUUCCCCCAGUUCCGCUUCGGCUCGUUGGCCCUCGCGAUGUGCUUCCGGAUCGAGCGCCUCGCCGGCACGAUCGGCAUCGAGAUCACGCCGCGCGAAGGCGAGUCGGCCGCGCAAGAGAUCCGCGUGUCGCUCGCGCCCGACUUUGUGCUCGAGGCGCACAUUGCGAGCGUGAUGGGCUCCAAGAAGAAGCUGCAAGAUGUGCCCAAAGUCGAGGAACUACUACUUACACGCACGCGCGCCGCGAUCCAGCAGCGGCUGGUCUGGCCGAACUACUGGAGCAUUCCCCUGCCGGUGCUCGAGCGCGAGGCGCACUAG